UGUCACUUUUUCCAAAAUUAUUACAAACAAUUUAAAUUAGAUAUAAACUUUCAUUGCCUUUUUUUAAACUUAAAUCAUUUAUAGCUGAUGAUGACUAGUUUUUAAGUGUCUCUAUGGACAAUUGGACAAUAGUGAUUAGUCUGACGGGCGUUCAUGUUCCAUCGAAGUUCUUAGGUAAUUUUUAUCAGUUUUAAUUUUAAAAAACUUCUUUCAGCAGUUGCGGUUGUAACUAGAAUUAAAAAGCAUGCUGUUAUAACCUCCGGAAAACUGGAUACAAGACUAUUGAAUUUUAUCAGCAAUAAUUCAAUGUGUUCCUUAAUGGAAUGAUUUUUUAUUUAUUUAUUUAAACUUUAUUGCCACAAUUACAAAAAUGGACAAAAGGCGGACUUAACGCUAAAAGCAUUCUCUGCCAGUCAACCUUUAGGCGUAGAGACAUUCACGAAUGCGGCUUUAUUAAAAAAGAAAAAAAAUGAUUAACUAUAAACAUACACCAAUAAAAGUAACUACAUAAAUAUUUACUUAAAAAACCCUAAAUAUACAUGCAUAGAAUACAUUUAAAUAUAUAUACAAUAUUUAUAAUAUAUAUAUAUAUAUAUACACAUACAUACAUACGUAAUCAUUAUUAACAUAGUUUAUAAAAUAUAUUGAUGACGAGACUGUGAAGGGAACUUGUGAGUAAAGUUUAACGUUAUUAGCUUUCUAGGAGAAGCUCAUGAACUUUCUUCUUAAAAAUGAACCUAUUAGGUGACCUAACAGAGUCAGGGAGGCUGUUCCAGAGUCGUGAAGGUUGAAGGGCAAAGGAAUCAGACAUAUAGCGAGAGUGAAAAAGAGCAAGAGAUAGUGCAAGAGUAUCAGUAGAACGAAGUUGAAGGUCAUGUGAGUCACAAAGAUAUAGAAAUUUGGAUCGUAAGUAUUCUGGAGAGUGAGGGUUGAACAGGAUAAAAUAUAGAGUAGAGAGCAUUCUCUGCUGCCUUCUCUGACGUAUGGGAAGCCAUCUAAGUUGAGAUCUGAACGCAGAUACGUGGUCAAAUUUACGUAGGCAGAAGAUGAAACGUAUGGCAUUGUUGAUGAGACGAUCCAAUUUGUUCAGAAGAUCAGCAUUCAGAUCGGGAUAGCAGACAUCAGAAUAAUCAAUGAGCGGGAAUAUGAGAGAUGUAAGUACAAGUAAAAUUUUUGUGUUGAUGGGGAGAAAAUUUCAAAAUCUAUUUAAAAAACGAAGUGAGUAAAUAACUUUGUGACUUACUUCGGCAAUUUGUGUGUUCCAACUAAGAGAAGAAUCAAUGUAAAGGCCAAGAUUUUUGACACUUGUGUUAAACGGAACAAUCGUGCCCUCAUACACGACAGAGCGGAGAGACCUAUGAUCAAUUUUGGCAAUUUGUUUAGAGCCACCUAUGAUAAUGGCCUGACAUUUUGAUGGAUUCACCUUAAUUCCAAAAUCGGCGGACCAAGCACUAAUACGUUGCAAGUCAUGGUUUAACAUUUCGAUGGCCAUAUUAACGUCCUCAGCCGACGUCUGAGUAUAGAUUUGUAGGUCAUCAGAGAAGGAAAGGAGGUUAAUAAAAACAGAAAAAAGCAAAGGAGAAAUUAUCCCACCCUGGGGUACACCAGCAUUUAAAUCGUUCCAAUUUGACAGAUCUUGCUUAAUGCGAACCGCUUGUUGACGACCACGAAGGUAAGAGGAGAACCAAUCCAGUGACUUUGAUGAGAAGUUAAGGGAAUUUUAAUUUCAGAUUUUUAUUUAUGCAUGUUAUAAGAGCCUUUAAUUGGUCAUAACUUAUGACCAAUUAAAGGCUAUUAAACGCUUAUGAGUCAUAAGGAUUAACUAAGAUGUCUUUACUGUAUUUAACCGACAGUUUUCCGGAAGCGUUUAAUAGUUCUUCGUUUGAAGAAGGCAGGAGUUUCUCUGGUUGUAAUAUUUCGAACAUAGUACUCAGGUCGCAAAGGCUCUGAUAUGUUUGUUUAGUUUUACAAAUUAAUAUAUUUAAACAGCAAUAAUAUACAUUGACUUUAAAAUAGGAUUCCGGGUCUGAAAUCCUCUUAUCAUGUGAUAACUCAUUUUGAAGUUUGGGAAGUUUUUAUUAAUUUUUGCUUACGCACAUUUGGGGCCCCCGUGGUCCGGGGCCUCCAUAGCGGUAGCUACGCCCCUGGGUAGAAUCCAUCAUAAAUACUCAUAUUUCACCAACAGCUUGACCCGAACGCACCCUCUAGGCCGAUCUUGGGUUUAACAAGCAUACUACCGUACCUACAGUUUACCACUAUGUAACACCAUGCAUACGACUUUAGAGUGGUCCCUAUAAUUUGAUCCAUGGAUUCACAUCAUGUGGAAGAGAGAAACUCCGAGCAGUUCCCAGGACUUACGACCCAGGUGUAGGUUAUUAUGUAAAAAGAAUGUCAAAAAAAUACAUUUUUGUUUUGCAUGGAAGCAGGUUAUUGUGGCUGGUCGUGGCCAUUAAUGAUAACCUAUACGUUUGCGUUUCCAGCGAGAACCAAUCACAGGGGAUGGGGUAAAUCGUUAUCAUGGAUUAUCCCAACACCUACUUAGCCAGUCCUGACAGCCGGAAAGUACCAGCUACCCGCUGAAGACACAGAACCUUACACAACACCAGAAAUGAGUGCAGUAGGUACCAUCAAAACUGUUAUUUCACUGUCUAUAAGGUGAAAGUACUUCUCCAGGUACACUCCAGUUCAAGCAGGCUCUAUAUACCCUAACUCUCGUCAAAAAUCUUUAUCCUAUUUUUAUAGCUAUUACAAAUUUUUGAAAAAGAUAGUCCCUGAAUGCAGCCCAAGGUUUGACAUUGACAUUCACUUGACAUUCAAAGUUUUCCGAAUUGUUUCACGCACAAUAAAAAAAUAUAAAAUAAAAAAAAUAACACGUAAUAUACUAAAUAUUACUUUUGUACUAGUGUUGAUGAUAAGUAUUUUUGUGAUUUUGUUUGAUAAAUCGUUAAAAAUUGUGUGUUUAACAUUGCGUGAGCUUAACUUUGUAAUAUUAUUAUGAACAUAGGUAUACUUAGCUCGAUAACGGAACGUAAUUCUUGGCGACGGACGGCAGAAGUUGAAGUGCACAAUUUAUUGAAUUUCUGAAAUCAUGGUUUUAGAUUAUUUGGAUCUAUUCUUAUUGAUAAGCAAAAUUACUUCAUAUUAAUUUAUCCUUGUAAUAUAAGAAGGUUUAUGUAAUUCAUGUUAUUCUGUUUUUAAUUAAGAAAAAUUGUUAUAUCACAAAAAGUGUUCGAUGGACUUUAGAAUCAAUAACCCAGAUUCGUGUUAUGUUUUAAUGGAUACAGUAUAAUUUUCAUGAGGAUAACAAUGUGGUAAACACCGCGUCCCAGUUACAAAAUUAAUUGCUGAUAGUGAAAAUGUUGUUCACCCCGAUUUAUAUAGCUAUGACUUUCAUAAAAACUUGGCGCAUUCGCUCUUUUAGAGCGCGUUUGCUUGAAUUUCUAAGUGGAAACACGAGUGUCGCUUUCUGUAAAGUGCCCGAAAAUGCUGCAGAAACUCCCACACUAAGUUCGAGACUAUGUACAAAUCCAAAAAAUGCAUAUCUAUGUGACCUGCUGGACUACACUAAUGCCACAAGGAUAUGUAGUAUGAAACCUAUGCAAUGUAUAGAGAUAAAUGAUUGGGUGUCAUGUGCGGGAGGAUUGCCUCUCGGCUCUGACGAUCAGUCUCCUGUAACAGACCUUGAUGUUGAGGUCCUAUUUGAAUGUGAAAUGGAGCCCAAUGAAUCUAGUUCUGAACAAGACAUAACAACUUUAGAGUCAAUGGGUCAGCCAGUGGCAUGGAAAGCUGGAUCACACCUAGCCAUAGUGAUCAAGACUAAUAUUGAGAAUCUUAGUGCCAUUGGGUUCAACUUUGUUGGUGGAGAAUUUGUUAUAGACCAUAGACUCCCAGUUGUCAGAGUUCAGACUGUCCAAUUGUCUGGAGAACCUAAUAAAGCUACUGAUCCAGCCAUGAGAAGCUUGCGAAGUGAAAUUCAACAUGGUCUUAAACAGUCAUUUAAUGUAUUCCAAUGGCCAGUUCAUGCAGCUUUACUCCGUAAACUAUCCAAAGUUGUAGAUAUAAAGUCUGACACAAGGAACAGUACUGUUGAAAUGAAUGGUGGGACUGAAGCUCCUCUAGACACAGCAAUUCCCAAUAAAAGGCACAUUACCUUAGCUGAUGUUAGUGUCAAUACUGGAAAAUCAUUGAAUGCAGAUGAUGAAGUUUUGAAACCUGAAGAAGCAACAAUAAAUUUAGAAAUUGUUCAAAAACCACCCGAUAAAUCACCAGAAAAGCAUGGUACCACUGAUGAAAAAGUAGGAAAACCUGAUGAGGUAGUUUUUGAUAAUGUUACUGUUGAGAUACAGCAUAAUAUUACACCAAAGAAAUCAAGUUUAAGAUUAGACUUGAAGAAAGGGACAAGCCAACUUUCUACAUCACUACUCAACAUAUCCAGUCAAAUUAAGUCUGUUACUACUCAUAAAAGAAUAGUUAGUACAAAAAAGCCACAGCCCGUGGUGGAAGCAUGUUCUCAAGUGAAAGAGGACAGCCAAAAAGAAUCUCCUUCACAACAGAGUACACCAAAGUCUGCAAAAUGCUCCCGUCCAUUAGUUAAUACAAAAUCACCAAAUGUGUUGAUAUAUUCUGAUAGUAUAGCAGCUAGAGAUAACUUGGAGGCUUCUCUGAGAAAAGUGUUAGAUUGUGAUAGGUACACAUUGUACAGUGUGACUCGGGAAACAUUAGAGACGGGUGCUUGGCGAGGUCGUGCCUCCUUGGUGGCCGUCGCGGGUUGCGUAGGGAGAUGCGCUCCGCUACUGUUAGCCCAUUUACUAGACGGCGGCAGAUUGCUGGCACUCUGUUCCGACUUGCUGCACACCGUGCUACCGUAUUAUAAGACUGCUGAGGUUCGUGAAAACGAAGUAGUGCAAUUUUCUUAUGACAAAUGGAAAUCAGUGAAAAUGAAACACCACAUAUUCUGCUACCAAGCGUCCCCAGCAAAGAAACAAUUCUCUACGGAAACAGAUAGACAGCCUUCCAAAUACACUGGGCAUCCAGGUCACGAGCUCGAUAUCCAGGUUCUAGCAUCCGAGGAGACCUGGAGGACGCCCUCGCUACUGCAAGCGACAGACCUUACGAACAAUGGAAUAGCAAUCUUUUCACAAAUACAUUUAGAAGUCGACCCAAGCGACUAUUUAGGCGAGGAAGGUGUGAAAAGCAACGAAGCUCGUCUCGGUAUAAUUCACAAGAUCAUUGGAGACACCCUCGGCCUCCACGUUAAAGAUCCCAAAGAGGUCUCGCACAUAGAAUACACCAGGGGAUUUUUUCUAGGAAAUCAUGUGCAAAAGCUAUCGCUCAUGGAGCAAUGGUGUCCGCCUUCGGAAGCGCCACGAGUGCAGAAACUUGGUGAUAUAAGGAUACAGUGGUGCCUAAGGGGCGAGACACCCAUUGAGCCUCCUUCUAGCAACUUCUUGCCGGUCUACGUGUACGAAUGUCCAGACAACUUCUCCACAGUAGAAUACUAUGACAACCUGACAUCCCGUUCUCUCGGGCGCGUGGUUAUCUACACCGAUAUUGUCACCACCACCAUGGACCUGGUGGGGGUACCGCUGGGGCAUGGCGUGGCGGCCGUCGCCCGGCGGCAGUCGCAUGCGGUCGGCCGUCGCGGCAACACGUGGCUGUCGCCUGUGGGCCAGGCCGUGAUGUCAUUACAGAUAUGGCAGAAGAUGUCACCAACCCUCCCAUUAGUUCAGCACGCGGCUGCGCUCGCCGCCGUGCGUGCCAUUCGAUCAAUACCCGCGUACGAACAUUUGGACAUUAGAAUAAAGUGGCCGAACGACAUCUACUUUGGGCGCGAGGUUAAAAUAGGCGGCACCAUUACGCUUGCGAAUUGCAUGGCGGAUAACGUCAUCAUCACAGUAGGUACCGGAGUAAACAUAAGUAACAGCAUACCGACUAUAUGCUUGAACGACAUAAUAGCACAACACAACAGGAAGCAUGGCACUUCCCUACCCUAUAUUACAGUGGAAAGAUUUCUAGCGCGAUAUUGCUCCGAACUGGAGAGGACCCUGGACUAUAUGACGACAGAAGGAGGGGUGGAAGCAUUCCUGGAACAAUACUACCAGUACUGGUUACAUUCUGACGAGGAGAUCCGCGUACAAACAGAAGGUGGCAACGCCUCCAUAGUCCACGGGAAAGUGGAGGGAGUGGAUGAAGCAGGAUGGCUGAUUGUUCGUGCUAACGGCUCCACACUACGCCUCGAGCCUGACGGGAAUACAUUCGAUAUCAUGGCCGGACUAGUCGCCCCUAAACGAUAACCCUACCUGUGUAGGGUUACCAUCCGUCUAGGAGACUUUUACUCUAUAGUACGGACUUUGUCCGGAUUUUUUAAAUGACAUUUAAUAUGAAUAAUAGAAGUACAUAUUGAUUUAAAUACCAUACCGUUGUGAUAAUGUUACCAUUUUGUGACUAAAAAGUCCGGACUUUUUUCGAUAUGUCAGGAUUUUUGUCAGGACUUUUGAAAUUCCUAAAUGGUAACCAUAUACCUGUGAGCAAUAUUUACUAUAUGAGGAGCUGGCGAACAAAACGGUAUAAUUACCUAAAAAUUAAAUUUUACAGGAGCUGUACAAAACUGAAUGACAUACCUCUAGUGAGCUUUUGGCAUGGUUUUCAAUUUAUAAAUUUAGUAAUUUUAACAGUUUAAGGCGGUUUUGAUUGAACAUAAUUUGAGAUUCAAAUUUAACAGGCCCGAAACCUCCGGAUUGUAAAAAAAAGUAGUUUGACCAGAUGCGUAAUUAUACCCUUUUUUUCGCCAGCUCCUCCUAACAUUAAAGAAAAAAAUUAAUGACCAUUAGUUCGGAAUACGGUAUUCGAUAAGUUUUAGAAAACGACCUCACGUUAUUACUAAUGUACAAAGGUCCAUAAAAAGGAUAUUCAUCAUUCUAUUGUGGAUUUCAGUAAAAAAAGAACUAAAUUAAAAAUUACAUUUUAGGUUAAGCCGCGAAAACGUUUCUCUGAACAUUAUGGCUUGUCACUAGUAUGUGACGUCACACGACUGUCAUAAAAAUGUCAAACGAUACAAUGCAAUGUAAUGGUAAUAUUAUUAUAUAAAAUGAAAACUACACAACUCAUAUUUUCAAGCUUUCGCACAGAGCCAUUUUGUAACUAAUAACGAAAACACUACAAUUGUCACUAAAGUCUAAAACAGCCCCGAUCUUAUAUCAAGAAUUACCGACAGUUUGUUAAAUAUGUCGCCUUUAAAAAAGAGGCGGGCAAUUAUAACAUGUGACAAAUGCCUGUCAUAUUUAUAAGCAUUUCUGAAAAUGUUCUUAAAAUUAACACAUUAUAACCUGUCACUCGACAAUUGUCAGCUUACAUAUGUCAGUGACAUAAUGUCGACUUGGUGAAUUAGGGCCCACUCACACCAACAAAUGACACGAAAGAAAUCGAAGUUAGGACAUGUGGAGUAGAAGGAACGAAAACACCAAAUAGAAUACAUAAUUUUAUUCUAGAUAAACUUCAAUUGAAAAGCCAAGCUGACUAAUUUGAUUAUGAAAUUAGUUUUUUUUUACUUUUUUUUCGUUUACGGAUGUUUUAAUUUGACGUCCGUUCGAUGAGCGAUUUCGUUGUCCAGACUCGGGCUAUUAGGUCUAUCUUUUUUAUUGGUUUAGAGGGGAGGCGGGCAAUGUUUUUUCCAUACAAACGCUCUCGACUGAUUCCUCCUUGAUUUUUAUCACUAGAGAAAUGAUUUUCAUACAUAAAAUAUAAUUUCACUCAUUCUAUGCUCCCAUGUCUUCCUUUUUUCGAUAACUUGUUAUUUAAAGAAAGUAGAAGCCGUCAAAAAUGCCAAAAAUAAACUAUUUUUUAUUACCACUAAAGACGCCUAGUAUGAAGAUUCAAUAAGCAUUUAUAAAAAAAGCAAAACAUAGAGGCCUCGUAUAACAACUUAUUAUUGUAAGGGUGAAAUUUCUUUUAGAUAUAGGUAUCUUAUUUUCGAGGAGGAAAACGUCGGAGUUAAACCUCAAAUGCAAUUUUAUAGGCUAUUUUCAGCGUUAGUUACUGUACCCUUAGCACGAACCAAUAUCGAAUUCGAAUAGUUUGCGAGUCCGGAAUGGCAUUGUCAAAUUUUGUAUGUCAAACAGCGCCACAACGGAUCUAGAUCAAAAAUUUGACAAUGACAUUUCGGCCUCGCAAACUAUUCGAAUUCGAUAACGGUUCGUCCUAAGGAUACUGUUGUUCCUAUCGCACGGUAUUUUCCAAUGCGCGACAGCAAUAAAAUUUUCAAAUACCUAUUUCGCAAAUGUCUCUCAGCCCGCGUACGCGUUGGAAGAAAUUUUAGUUAAAGAUACUAUCGGCUAGGCCGUAGUCAAGGCGAAUGGACAAACAAAUUGUUCUAUCAAUACAUUUCUAUAGCAACGAAUAAGUUAGGUUCCUCUCUAUAAUAGUAACAUUACAGUAUAGCUUUACUGUUAAAACUACUUUAUUGUUAUUAUAUACAGGGCGUCCCACGGCUACCUCACACGGAAGGAAAGUAUAUUAAAUAUUGAAGAUAGGAUAUUAUACUGAAAGAAGACUGCAUUUUAUUUUUAAUAAUAACUAAAACUGCAUUCACAGAUUUUUUAAAAUCGCCUGUUACAACUGGGAAUCAAACUCGUGAAAUGACGAAAAAAAAAACACGACACGUUUUAUGAUAAUCAUCGAAAUGGUUAAUCAUAAGGAUUAUUUUUUGCUAAAUAACAUAGCAUUUUAAAUGAAUGGAUCGUCUUAUUACUUGAUAAAAAUAAUAAAGUGAUAUAUAAUGUGUAGUACGUAUGCAUUUCUUUUUGAACUCACAGUAGCCGCGGGACGCCCUGUAUUGUAAGUGUUUAUGUAUAAUUUACAUUAUGCAUUAAUCUUCCUGUUUUUUAACUUGUAGUUCAUAUUAUAACAAAUUUCUGCUCAGUUGAAUUUCAAUCAGAGUGCAAAGAGUCAGCAAAGAUAUUACCUAAUAAAAUAUCAUUGUGGAUUAUUUAACAGAAGUUAGACGUAUGUACCUUACUAACUUAGCCAGUAGUAUAUUAUUGUAGGUACUUAUAUGGAAUUGUAGCACAAAUUAUGACAUCAAUAUCGUUAUUUUAAAACGUAGCAUGUACUUACUAGAAUACCUUUCGAAGACAUACAUAAUGAAUAACUACUUGUGUAAGUGGAUAUCUCGAGGUUUUUAAUUUUUUUGGCUAUGGAUAAUGGUUAAUAUGUAUUGGGUUUCUUAGUAACGAGGUAAUUUUUUUAAUAUUAAAAUAAGUUUUCUAUUUCUGCAAUUGUGAUUAAACGUUUAACAAAAAAUAGACUUUAUUUAAAGGCUCGUAAUGUUUUGUUAGAUUUAAACUUUAGCCAUAAGGCGUUACUUCCGUAUAUAUCGCUUUGCAAUAAAGGAAUUGCAGGUAUGAAGGUUGUAAGUAGGUGGUCCUAUAUAUAUAUAUAUACAUAUAAUAUAUGUAUAUCACGUUUAGUAUGAACAGCGAUGACACUGCCAUUGUUCUAUUAAAUAGUGUAAGAUAUUAAUGGGCUUAGUUCAGACGUUAUUUUCUAAUCUCAAGACUAAAUAAGACAGUAGUCCCUCUUUUUCAUUCUCUGCACAGUAUGAUAAGGAUAUAUUACUGGGAAAUUUAGCUUUAGAUCUAGUAAAUCAUGCCAGAUCUAAGUCCAUUGUCAAAUAUCUUUAGAGUUAAUCUUAAAAUAAAAGAAAACCGUUCUUAGAAUAGACUUUUAUAUGACAGAUAUGGAAUCUCAAAAAAAAUGCUUUGUAGCAUAGAAUUAGUUGUUAUAUGUAUAUUAAAAUGGUAUUUCAUUGACUGCUUUGCAGUAAGGCGUGUAAAGAUUUGCCUGUUUUCGCUAUCUUGGACGUAUUGUGAUGCCGGCACUUCACUUGGCUAUUCGUAUUUGCAAUUUGUAAACUUGACCAGUUUGAACAGUUUGUCCUUAUCAGCUUUUUAAGGAAUGAAAAGGACGAACUGGCGGCAUUGAAUGCUGAUAUUCGUGUAAUAUAAAUAAGGUGAAGUGGAUUCAAUUAAUCAGUAAUAGCCUGCGCAGAUGAGGGAUUUUGUCCACGGAGGACUUUUGUCCGCCGCAAUAUAUCGCUUACAACUGCAUCGAGAAACGCACACAACGGAUUAUGAAUACCGCGGACAAACAGUCGCCCGAAUUAACGCGGACAGCGAGGGACCGGACAGGGCAAAAACAAGCGAGAGUCCGCGAAAAAAACUAGUCGACACGGAGUUAGACGAUGCACGGCUUUCAACGCCGCACCGCUGUGCCGGUCGGAGUGUGGGGGUGUUAGGUUUAUUUCUUGAUUCGAUCGCCGCGCUCAAAGCCCGCGAUAAAAGCUAUGCAAUAGCUUAAUAGAACACAGGUGACAAGAGACGGCAACGCACUCAGCGGACUUUAGUCUGCGUUUCGCGGUCGAUAGUGAUGUGUGUUGUAAAGAAGUGGAAAAAAGCACUCCUUUAUAUGAUACAUCAAAGAAAGAGUAUCACCGCCGAAAAGACAAUGGCGAAUUAUUUGAUGAAGGAAUUUUUAGCGUCUAUAGAUGUCAUCAUCAAAAAUGCAAAACAAAAAAAUCUUAAAGGCUUUAUCAAAUAAUUCUGGAAGUCUAAAACUAAAAUUAUGACAACACAAUUGAAUAAUUGAAUUGUGUUUUCAUAAUAUCAUGCGUCAUUUCUUCUGAGCCUACUAUUUUAAGUGAUUUCAGUGAUUAAAUCAUCCUCAAGUAUUUUUUUAGUAUGUUUUGCAUUGCUUAACUAUAUCUUUUAGAGAGAUCGCAAAACAUUCUUUUAUUCAAAAUUUAGUGAAAGCAUAACAAAUAAUCUCAACAAUACAAAUAAAUAAUCCGAAAUAAAGGGAUGGACCAAGUGUUCCCCUUUAGAAAAUCUUCUUUUUCUUAAACUUCAUGUUUAUUACAAUACAACAUUGUCUUAGAAUAUUGCUUCCAUAGCGUUGUACCGCACUAAAUUUUCGGCCGACAAAUGUCCGCACACCGUGUGCGUUGAGUCCUGAAUAACAAGUCGUCGGCGGACAUUUUUUUCAUAAUACGGGGACAAAAUUUCGUCGUCUGCGCAGACUAUAAAGAAGUUGAACAAAAACGCCGUUACUGCAUCAAUCACUACCUCAGCCACUUGGCUUUGCCAAUUCUUUGUGAAUAUUGUUGUCGAAUUACUCAUAUUCUAAUAAGAUUUGCUGAAAAAAUCUAAAUUUUGUAUCAAAGAUAAAAAAUAAAUAAAAAAACAACUGCCUUGGGUUGUUCUAUCUUAAAUGUAAAAUAUCAAAACAUGUAGCAUUGUUAAUGCAAAUAAAUAUUAAAAUAAACAUACCGUCAAUAACAACCUAUAAUUAUAUAAUCUUAUAUAAUAUGUAUAAAUAAUUAUUUAUCGUGUUAAGUGUAUAAGAUGAUUAUGAAUUAUAAUGUUUGUUUUUAUUUAUUAAUUACUGAUAAUUCUAUCAAAAAUGUGCCUAAACUGUGUUAUGUAAUGCGUUGCAUUCAAUCACGUUAUUGUUAAUAAUACCUAGAUUGUUGAGAUGUUCAAGUGAAAAGUAGGUAGUUUAACUAAAUGUAGGUAGUAGCAAAUACCACUUGAAAUUUUGGUGUUAAUAUAAGUGACAUGCUAAAAAUACUAAUAAAAUUUUGCAAUGCAUGUGAUUAUUCUAGUUUCCAAAUUGUCCUAAAUUUAAAAUCACAAUAAUUGUUGUAAAAAAUCUAGUCAUUUUCGCUGUUGUCAUGUGAAGUUUUGUUAUUCCAUAAUGGAGUCUAUAGUGUUAUACUCUUUAUUAAACUCUUUUUUCUCGUUAAAUACCUCUUGUUGUAAUAUCGUCCUGUAAUAAAUUAUUUCAGAAUAAUAAUUAUAUGUGUUUUAUUGCGUUAUUAUUUAUUUAUUUAAACGUCGAGUGACAGAUUUUGAUAAAAAAAACAGUAACCGAUUUGGAUGAAUCCUGUUGAAAAACAUAAAAAUGUGUAAAGUAACAAGAUUGUUAUUCCUUGGUGAUCAAUCUUACUUAUACCAAACAUUUUGUUUAAUAAUAAUCCGCGUUUUCGAACUGCAACUUAUGAGAAGGAAUUCCCGAAGUAUUCAAAUGAUAAAAAAAGAAUAUUGAUCCCGCGAGUGGUUCCUCCUGCAAUUGUUCAGCCGCCAUGUUGCGUCGCGACGUGGUGAUCACAAGAUGGCGGAGGCCAGGCCCCGCCCACGUCACGGAAGUGGUGCGUGAAGUGGGCAGUUUGAUCGUUUCCGUUAUUCUGCGAGAGUCUGGGUCUAUACGUAGUACCUUGAGAAAAGGAACAACAAAUUUGAGACAGAUAAACUGCCAGUCAUUGUACACCGAAUAGUCAUUGGACAGUUGUAUAAACAAAGAUUAGCAAACCUGUUCAAAACAAGCAAACAAGGGAACCUGUUCAAACGCAAACAAAAUAUUAUUCUAUUUUAUUCAAAUUUGAGACAGAUAUUAAAGCUGUUUCUC
Molecule: messenger RNA, 12459 nt
Organism: Chilo suppressalis (striped riceborer)
Lineage: Eukaryota; Metazoa; Arthropoda; Insecta; Lepidoptera; Crambidae
Source: the annotation of a GenBank genome assembly